This is a messenger RNA of Recurvomyces mirabilis, 534 nucleotides long. RefSeq lists its product as uncharacterized. Lineage: Eukaryota; Fungi; Ascomycota; Dothideomycetes; Mycosphaerellales; Teratosphaeriaceae. The transcript is spliced from 2 exons. The record is from RefSeq and is a predicted model, not a curated record. Bases 1 to 534 code for a protein of 177 amino acids.
AUGACUAACGAGUUCGAUCUCUCCACAACCGGUUCAGAGCAAGCCGAACAGGUUGCCGCCAGAUCAACAGAUAUGACCAGCCAAGAACUUGCUCUUACAAAUCUCAUGGCAUCGCUGAACCUCACAUCGGGUCAGCUGGCUAACCCGGACCUCAAGCAAGCCGCCGUCACAUUGACAGAAGCUCUGGCAGCAAUUCAUCUGACCCGUGAACCACAACCCUUGCGAAUUGAUGAUGACUGCACUCCAGCAAUGCUCGGAUCUGCUGCCCAUGACCUUCGCGCUACCAGAAACCGCUUCUGCAUCCAAAUGGCUAGUGAGCAGCCGCUGGAAGAGUGCUUGUUCUUAGAGAUAAGCGAGCGACUCGACAUCGGCGAACAGGGGUUGGAGGGUGCCGAUGACGAAGCACUGGAGGGCGCAAGGUGUGCCAAGGUGUCCGCUCUGUACUCUAUGGAUGAGAUUGAGCGUAUGCUGAAUACCUGCGAGGUGAGUGUCGUCGCGAACGAAAAGUUUUGGGAGCUUUACCAGACAUUGUAA